This is a messenger RNA of Mollisia scopiformis, 1742 nucleotides long. RefSeq lists its product as uncharacterized. The record is from RefSeq and is a predicted model, not a curated record. Bases 462 to 1325 code for a protein of 287 amino acids. The transcript is spliced from 3 exons. Lineage: Eukaryota; Fungi; Ascomycota; Leotiomycetes; Helotiales; Mollisiaceae.
UCUCGUCCGACUUGGCAAUUAUGCCUGCAGCCAGAAGAUACAGCCAAGGGUCAUGGUAGUACAGUGUUCUUUGAGUUAUGAACAAGCCUUGAUGUGAGCAUCAAGCUACGAGCACCAAGAAGGAGUCUUGGAAGGGGGAUACCCAUGUCGCGGCUGAGCCUAUUUGAAAUAAACUUGGAUCGGCCAAGCCUACGGGGUAGGUUCAUGGGCGGCUGAUGUUGGUUCCGGAUACAUCACUCGAGAGCAUGGUGCAUGAGUGAACAAGUAUAAUAGCUGUCCAUCAGCUACCUUCAACUUUUCCCGACCAGCACCACUUCCAAUACUUUUCAGUGCCCUCUACCUACCUUCCCAUUCCUUUCACGAGCGCCCCAGCGGCCGCCACAGUCAUUUUUUAUUUUACAAACAAACAUUCUUUUUAAUACCACUUAUCAAUUCUUCAGUCUAAACUUAAAAUCAUCAUCAUGCUCUUCAAUACACUAGCUGUCUUCGGCUUAAUCGCCACUGCUGCUGCAGCACCUCAACUCCACUCAAGAUUCCAGAAGGAUGUCGAAGCACGAGAAGCCAUCACACAUGCUGCGCGUGGUGUCAACUGGUCUCCCCGCGCCAUCGUACCCCGAAAGAACAACUUUGGCAACAGCAAAGACUUGUUCCAAGGCAGCUACCAAGCCAACGUCCAGAUCACUGAGGAGCAAAUUACAAUUCUCCAGGUCGACAACUCGGCAGCGCUCGAACAACAGGUCUUGCAAACAGAGAUUGCACUCUCCCAGGCAAUCCAGCUCCAGAUCUUGGCUCAACAAGAACUUCAGUUCGCCAUUGACAACAUCCGAACGAACACAUUCAACAGCCUCAACAGCAACGUCGGAGAUGAAGCUAAUGAGGCUCAGAACACUGUGCUGGUGAUCGUCACUCAAGUUGUCGACAACCGCAACUCCGGAAGCAGCAACAACCGCUACCUUGUCCGUCAAUUGCAAUCCAACCCCACAAUCCAGGAGCAAGUCUUCGUUCAGAUCAACGAGCAAGCAUCCAUGACCAUCGCGAACGAUGUGCCAAGCUCAGUCUUUGCUGCAGCUCAAGCAUCAGGUACUGGUUUCGCUGCCCCCAACCUUGGUUCAUACACUCCUGGUGGAAACAUCUCCCUCCAAGCUCAGGGAUUGAACCUCCUCCCACAAGGAGUUUCCGUUCCAUCUUUUGGCAACGCACAGAACUUCAACGACCCUGCUCUGAUCAUCCAGCCCAACGUUCAAGCUUUCGUUCAAAUUGGUAGCUCAAACGAGUUCUCAGUCGCCGCUAUCGAGGCUCAGAUCCUGGGCCAAGUUAUCAAUUGAGAGUUUUGAGUCACGGUUUGAGAUUGCUUGGUUUGGGUUGUAUUGAUUGCAUACGGAGUUCAGGCAGACGAGUACAUGUAGAUAAUGAUGGUGCUUUUACUACGGGGCAGACUGGGGCUGGUACUGGGAAGGGUUGGGUACAGGUAGAGGGCUGGGAAUUUGGACUUGCAGACGGUAGAUCCGUGGCAUGGGUUACGAGGGGGAUGAUGGAUGAGUCUGCUUUGCACGCAUGCAUUUAUACGAACUCUUUGGGGGGCGGUGACGAGCACUGAAAUGUUGGAGGGUGUUUUUGGAUAGCCAGCUCGAGUGAUUGAGCGAUCAAUGAACGAGCUCUCGGUUUGACGUCCUCAGGCGCAGUUAUCUCGUGAUUUGUGAAACCUGGGGUAAAGAGCAAGGUAUGGGCGCCGUCUGAUCUGC